This is a messenger RNA of Polyodon spathula (Mississippi paddlefish), 474 nucleotides long. RefSeq names its product cardiotrophin-2-like. Gene Ontology annotation, biological process: ciliary neurotrophic factor-mediated signaling pathway; negative regulation of neuron apoptotic process. The record is from RefSeq and is a predicted model, not a curated record. NCBI's taxonomy places the organism in Eukaryota, Metazoa, Chordata, Actinopteri, Acipenseriformes, Polyodontidae. The coding region runs from base 1 to 474 and encodes 157 amino acids. The transcript has 2 exons. Gene Ontology annotation, molecular function: ciliary neurotrophic factor receptor binding.
AUGACCAUUCAACUCAAGUACCAAGGCAGCCCAUUCAGCCAUCGCGGUUUCUCCGCCGACGGGCUGCAGCUGCCCGGUCUGCCCGUCGCCGCCGCUUCAUUCUGGGCUUGGCGACAGCUGAGCGCCGCUGAGCGCCUCCUGGAAAACCUCAGGGCUUACCGCGUUUACAGCGCACUCCUACCGCUGGUCGCGGAAGAGCAAACCGCGUUAAACCCCACGGCGCUGGACCUGUUGAAGUUACUGCGGGAAACCCACAGCCAAAUCCGCCAGUUAGUCUGCAACCUCACCGGGGUGAUGAGGGACCUGGGGCUGCGGGUCCCCGGGGCGGCGGGACAGCCGCUUCCCUCGCCCGAGGUGCGAACCCCGGCCUGGGAAAGGAAAGUCCGGGGGUACCUCGUCUGUGUCGGACUGACCGCCUGGCUGGAGCGGACCGUGAGGGAUUUGACUUUUUUAAAAAAGAAGCACCGGCAAUAA